AUGUCCGCCGCUACGCCGGCCGCGUCUACUCCGGACGGAGUCUCACCCUCUGCUACCGGCGCCGCUUCAGCAGAACCCCAUAAAGAUCUCGCUACGAAUGCUGAGCAGCUGAUUCUCGAAUACUUGCGCGCUCGAGGACACACCGCCGCCGAAAAGGCCUUUCUCGAGGAGAUCGAGCGCAACGCCUCCUCCGUGGACAAGGGCAAACAGCCUGAGACCGCGCCUUCCCCUACCAUAACUCAGGAAGAGCUCGUCAAGCAGCUCGCGAUAUUUGCACAGGCGCCUUCGGACCCAGAGCAGAACGCGCUGAAGGAUGGCGCGAAAGUCCUGCAGGAACUGUCUUCCACGGGCGCGCCGCAGAAUAUACAGAACCUCGUGUCCAGUAUAGGUGCAGUUGGCGUUGAGGAGAUAGUUACCCUGGACCCAACCGAUAAACAUGAAGGGUUCCGAGAGCUUGAGGCAUGGGUCGACGGUUCUCUCGACAUGUACCGCCCAGAGUUCAGGCCUAUAUUGUUCCCUAUAUUCUCGCAUUUCUACCUGGACCUUGUGCACCAGGGGUUCCGCACAGCUGCGCAAGGCUUUUACUCUUCAUUUUCGUCAUCGCUGUCUGGGGUCCAUCACUCGACACUCAAUCACCUAUCCACGAUUACACUGCCAUACCAUGUCCAGACGGACGAAGUCGCUCAGCGGUUUAGAACAGAGAAGUAUACCGUGCGAAUGAGCCGCUCAGGGUUCGGUCUGCUAGUCGGCUGGUUGACGGAGGGAGUCGGCGGGGAGCCUACAGGAUCUGGAGAAGGCUUUGCGGGUGAGAAGGGUCGUCGAGGCCGGGCGGCUGUCAUGCGGGUGGUGAACAACCAUCUCCGCUUCGAAGUGACAUCCGCCCCGACCACAUCUAUAUCAGCCCGCGCCUGGGAGGAGUCAACAGGGUUCCUCUCGGCGGUUGUGCCGCAGACAAAUGGGAUCAACAGUGACGCAAGUUCCUACAACACGUCCAAAGGCGAGCUGAAGCUUGGGCCCGCUCCAAUGCAAGAAGAUCUACGCGUGGAGACAGAACGGACUCUCCAGGAACAGGCACUGGUCGACCACGACCCCGGUGCUCGGUAUGACCUCCAUAUCGUCCGACAAGCCCCUCCACCAGGACUACUAUCGCCCACAUUAGCGGAACUGCCUCCACAUCCGCCCAUGUUCAAGACGAUAGACGUCAAGCGAGAAGUCGAGAAAGUCCGUGACACGCGGAAACGGAUACGUCUGGACCCUUCCGUGCUGAAUGGCGCAAACAUGAACACCGCACAAGGCGCCACUGCUCGGGCACGCGCCCUGCCGAGCAUAUGUGCAUAUACCUUUCAUGAUGUUGGCGAGGGAAUUCCAUGUUGCGAAUUCUCACCUGAUACCUCUCUUCUUGCCGCCGGAUUUUCCGAGAGUUACGUCCGAAUCUGGAGCCUCAAAGGCGAGAAGCUAAAGGGCUACCGUAGCGACUUCCAGUCGAGCUCGGUACGAGAUCCGUCUUCGUUGAAUAAGAUCCGAGAAAAGGGCGGUUCGACGACCAGGAAGCUGAUCGGGCACAGCGGGCCCGUCUACUCCGUCGCCUUUGAUCCCAUCGGUGGUUCUGCAAGCCCACCACGCUACCUCCUUUCCGCUUCUGCAGAUGCAACAACGCGCCUGUGGUCGCUUGAUACCAUGACGAACGUCGUCGCCUACCGGGGGCAUCAGAACCCGGUCUGGGACGUGAAGUGGAGUCCCAUGGGCAUCUACUUCGCGACCGCAAGUCGAGACAGGACCGCACGCCUAUGGUCCACAGACCGAACGUCGGCGUUGCGAAUAUACGCCGGCCAUCUCAGCGACGUGAACGCCGUAGGAUUCCAUCCGAACUCGCUGUAUCUUGGCACAGCUUCGAGCGACGGCACCGCGAGACUAUGGGACGUACAGCGCGGCUCGUGUGUUCGGGUGUUCUACCGGCACGACGACAUCGUCUCGACGCUUAGCUUCAGCCCGGACGGCCGCUAUCUCGCAACAGCCGGCGAGGACAUGGCGAUCCGUCUAUGGGACCUCGGGUCGGGCAAGUGCGUCAAGAAGAUGACAGGUCACACCGCGUCUGUAUACUCGCUCGCGUUCAGCGCGGAGUCGAGUCUGCUAGUGAGCGGCGGUGCGGACUGGACCGUGCGCUGUUGGGACGUCAAGUCCUCCGGUGGCCCUCGCACGAAGGCCCGCGAAAACGGCACGUUGACGAACGGAGCGACGGACGACCACCCACCGGAGAAGGAGGAGGUCGAGAGCAACGAGACGACUGAUCUGCUGGCGACGUUCCCGACGAAGCGGACGCCGAUCAUCAACGCUCAGUUCACGCCGAGGAACUUGUGCUUAGUAGCUGGUCCGUACUUGUCUCCAGAGACGCGAUGAAUACUAUCAGACGACGACGAUGCUG
Molecule: messenger RNA, 2422 nt
Organism: Trametes versicolor FP-101664 SS1
Lineage: Eukaryota; Fungi; Basidiomycota; Agaricomycetes; Polyporales; Polyporaceae
Product: TFIID and SAGA subunit
Exons: 9
Coding region: 1-2397 (798 amino acids)
Biological process (GO): transcription initiation at RNA polymerase II promoter
Cellular component (GO): transcription factor TFIID complex
Molecular function (GO): RNA polymerase II general transcription initiation factor activity; protein binding
Source: RefSeq, a predicted model, not a curated record